AUGCAGCAGCUACAGGUUGUCGCGGAGGUGAUGGAUGAGAAUGGGCCGCAGCCCCAACAGCAGAACGGCCGCAACCCUGAACGGACGGGGUUCAGAGGUUCGUCCGUUUGGAAGGCGCUGGCCAUCGGCGCCUUGGCCGGUUUCGGCGGCAUCCUGUUCGGCUACGACACGGGCUACAUCAACGGCGUCAUGGCCAUGGGGUAUUUCGAGAACAUGUACUUCGCCAAGCCGCCGCCGUGGCUCAACCUCGACCGCGAGCAGCGGCCCUUUUGGAUGGACGACAAGCUCGCCCCGGCCUGGUUCCACCUUCCCGGGCGCGACAAGUCGCUGAUCGUCGGCCUGCUGUCGGCCGGGACAUGCGUCGGCUCGCUGCUGGGCUCGGACGCCGCCGACUAUCUCGGCCGGCGCGUGGCGCUGCUGCUGGGGUGUCUGGUCUUCAUAUGGGGCAUCGUCGACCAGACGACGUCGGUGCACAUGGACCUCCUGGGCCGCGGCCGCUUCGAGACGGGGCUCGGUAUGGGCACGAUCUCGACCGUCAUCAUCCUGUACCUGGCCGAGAUCAGCCCCGCGUCCAUCCGCGGCUUCAUGGUCGCCUUUUACCAGUUCUGCAUUACCAUGGGCCUGCUCAUCGCGUCGUGCGUCAACAUGGGCACGCAUGGCAUGUGGAACAUGGGCAGCUACCGCAUCCCCGUCAGCCUGCAGCUCGUGUGGGCGCUGGCCCUCAUCUUCUGGCUCCUGUUCCUGCCUGAGUCGCCGCGGUGGCAUGUCAAGAUGGGCAACCUCAGCAAGGCCAAGGUUGCGCUGGCGCAGCUGCGGUGUCUGCACGAGAACGACGAGUCGGUGCGCAUGGAGCUGAACGACAUGGUGCUCACCUGCCAGCACGAGCUGACCGUGACGCAGCCGGGGAGGUACUGGCAAUCCUGGCUAAGCUGUUUCCGUGGCCCGUGGCGCGAGAGCGGCUCCAACGUGCGGAGGACAAUGCUGGGCAUCGCGAUGCAGAUGUUCCAGCAAAUCACAGGUGUCAACUUCAUCUUCUACUUUGGCACCGCCUUCUUCCAGCAGCAGGGGUUCGACAACGUUUUCGUUAUCCUGGUGGCCAUGAGCGCCGUCAACGUGGCGUCGACGAUUGCAUCCUUCUACGUCGUCAACAAACUGCGGCGGCGCUCGCUCCUCAUGGCGGGCGCGGCCGUCAUGGCGCUCUGCCAGUUCACCGUGGCCACCGUCGGCCUAAUAUGGCGAGGCCAGGGGUCGCCGCCCUCUCGGGGCGGGUUCCACGUCGGGCACGCGCCGACGCGCAACCUAGCGCCCAUACCGGCGUGGCACUUCUGGACCACGAUGGCGGGGGUCGGCAUCUACCUGUUCUGCUACGCGACCACGUGGGGGCCGGGGGCGUGGAUCCUAACGGGCGAGAUCUUCCCGCUCAAAAUCCGCGCGCGCGGGGUCGGCCUGUCGACGGCGACCAACUGGCUGUCGAACUCGGUCGUCAGCUUCGUCACGCCGGUGCUGAUCGACGCCAACCAGUGGAAUCUCGGGCCGGCCGUGUUCCUGAUCUGGGGCUCCGCGUGCCUGCUGGCCUCCCUCUUCACGUACAUCUUCGUGCCCGAGACCAAGGGCCUGACCCUGGAGCAGGUCGACCUCAUGUUUGAGCUGUCGGCGAGGGGGUCGAGCCGGUGGGUGCCGCCUGAGGACGUGGCCAGGCUCUUCUCGUCGUAUUCAAGGAGGCAUUCGAGGACCAAGUGA
Lasiosphaeria miniovina is the source of this 1740-nucleotide messenger RNA. Its product is annotated as general substrate transporter. NCBI's taxonomy places the organism in Eukaryota, Fungi, Ascomycota, Sordariomycetes, Sordariales, Lasiosphaeriaceae. Gene Ontology annotation, cellular component: membrane. The record is from RefSeq and is a predicted model, not a curated record. The transcript is spliced from 2 exons. Gene Ontology annotation, biological process: carbohydrate transport; transmembrane transport. Bases 1 to 1740 code for a protein of 579 amino acids. Gene Ontology annotation, molecular function: carbohydrate:proton symporter activity.